Anopheles merus is the source of this 499-nucleotide messenger RNA. Its product is annotated as accessory gland protein Acp62F-like. The record is from RefSeq and is a predicted model, not a curated record. The coding region runs from base 91 to 381 and encodes 96 amino acids. The transcript is spliced from 2 exons. NCBI's taxonomy places the organism in Eukaryota, Metazoa, Arthropoda, Insecta, Diptera, Culicidae.
CUGCCACCCAUCCCAGAACACUCCUCGGUAGCUCUCAUGUAAGUACGCAUCGAAUCAAUCCGGAGCGGCAACCUUUGCGUCAAACUCAUCAUGCAGGUGACAUCAGUUUUCGCCGCUUGUUUGCUGCUAGCCAUCCUGUUCGUUGGCCCUACUGGCGCGCAAUGUCCCGCCAACUCGGAAUUUACCUCCGAUGCACCGUGCGAUUCCAUCUGCGGCGUUCCAUGCGACUUUAAGGGCGUGCGCAACAUUUGCAUCUGCAUGGACGGUUACUUGAAGGAUCCGAAAACGCAACAGUGUGUGCGCCAAAACCAGUGCUCCAUUCCGGAAGACAUACCGGUUCUUCGCCAAAUGUCUGCGUUCAGCUUUGCAUGCUUCGCUUGAUGCUGGAAGUUGGGCCAACAAACGCGGGACGCUGUUUGUUCAUUAUGAUACGAGAUGGAUUCAGGACGAGCUGUCAUAUUAAAAAUGCUAUAAAAUAAAGACUUAAAUUAAACAUUAA